AUGGGUGAAUUUACCACCCUUUCCUUCCUAACCCUCCUCAUCUCAACUCUAUCCUUUGCAGCUCGCACUGUUCCUAACGAGUCCGUUGCAAAAACCCAACCUCAGGCCUUUAUUGAAACGGAGCAGUCUACCGAAGCUUUUGAAGUUGAAGAUAGGUGUGAAGGAAUUGCUGAAGACGAUUGUUUAAUGAGAAGAACUCUUUCCGCUCAUCUCGACUGUAUCUAUACUCAGAACCACAAGCCAUGA
Molecule: messenger RNA, 246 nt
Organism: Hibiscus syriacus
Lineage: Eukaryota; Viridiplantae; Streptophyta; Magnoliopsida; Malvales; Malvaceae
Product: phytosulfokines 3-like
Exons: 2
Coding region: 1-246 (81 amino acids)
Biological process (GO): cell population proliferation
Cellular component (GO): extracellular region
Molecular function (GO): growth factor activity
Source: RefSeq, a predicted model, not a curated record